Molecule: messenger RNA, 1737 nt
Organism: Anisakis simplex (herring worm)
Lineage: Eukaryota; Metazoa; Nematoda; Chromadorea; Rhabditida; Anisakidae
Source: the annotation of a GenBank genome assembly
GGCGCAGGACAUAUGGUACCAACGGAUCGACCAGGACCAGCUAUGCAGAUGAUUCGUGGUUUCCUAAUGAAUAUUCCAUACGAGACACCGCUUCCUUUCGAUAUAACCUUCACUGCGCUAAAGCCCGAGUAUCAAAUUCAACUGAAGAUAGCAACAAGUGUUCCGAUAACUCGUUCACGUACAUGGCGUUUAUUCGCUCAAUCACAUGGUUAUUCUGAUCCACGAAGCGAUAUAGUGAAGCCGUAUUCCGUAGGUGAUCCACCAGUGGGCUCAAAGAAGGCCGAUAAGAUCACAGAUUUACCCGGCGUUACAUUUAAAGUGACAUUCAACCAAUAUUCAGGAUAUCUGGAAGCGUCGAAAGGGAACUUCCUUCAUUACUGGUUUGACAUUUGUUCAUUAUUCGUUAUCGCCGUUCAGCACUCAUCCAUUAUACUCCAAAUAGCAAACGUUUUGUUCAUUGAAUCACCAAGAGACGUUGGUUUUUCAUAUCGUUCGAAUACAGUUCCUCCAGAUACCCUCUAUAAUGACACCAAGACAGCAGCGGAUAAUGUGCUCGCAUUGAAAAGUUUCUUUAAACGAUUCCCAGAAUACAAAAAUCGUGAGUUCUACGUGAGUGGUGAAUCAUAUGGUGGCGUAUACACGCCGACACUUGUUGAUGCCUUGAUUAAACGCAUUCAGGACGGAAGUAUGAAGUAUGUGAACUUAAAAGGUCUUGCAAUUGGCAAUGGUGAAAUAAGUGAACUACAACAAAUCAAUUCAGCACCACAACUCUUGUAUUAUCGUGGAGUACUCGGCAAACGUGAACUGGAUCGUCUGAUACCAUGCUGUACCAAGAACGGAGUCUAUGACAAUUAUUGUGAUCUAACUCAGUACAUCCAUCUUGAUCCGGCUGGAAACGCACAUGCGAAGAAUGAGAGCAAUUUAAAACAAUGCGGUCAACUGGUUGAAGAAAUGGGAUUUUGGAAGGUUUGGGAAAGCGGUAACGAUGUGUACAAUACUUAUCAAGAUUGUUAUGCUAAAGCAGCGAAAUUACAAACGGCACGUCGUCAUAAGAGGAAUGCAGGACAUUUGGCUGGAUUAACUCUCACCAAUGAAUCACCAUUCAUCAAUCAAAUCAAUCGCAUCAAUUAUAUGUCAACAGAUCCAUUGGGCACAUUCCCAUGCUACAUGGAUCAUGCUACAGAAACAUAUCUGAACACCAAAAGUGUUCAACAAGCCAUUCAUGUUCAAAGCGGUCUUCCAAGAUGGACAGAUUGCAAUGUUUUCGAAACCCUCAAUAAACUACGAAGUCAAAUCGUUGCAGAUGAAUGGUUCAUAGAGAAAUUAGCACAAAAGAAUAAAAUGAAGGGCUCGGAGCGUGAUGCGUGGAAUUAUACGCAUCCUGGUGGAUAUUUGCCACGUAUUGCUGGUUAUGUGAAACAUUUUACACAUCCAAGCGUUCGUAUCGAUUUACUUACAAUCAAGGGUGGCAGUCACUUUGUACCAACCGAUCGACCGGCUCCAACGUUGCAAAUGAUUGCGAACUUCAUUCAAGGCAAACCAUACAGUACUCAGAUUACAUGUGAUACCACACCUAAACCACUGUUAACUGAAUACGUUCCAAAGCCUGAUAAAGUCGAUCAGAAGAUGGCUGAUAAAAUUUACGAGUUACCCGGCGCUACGUUCGCGAUAAAUUUCAAUCAGUAUUCAGGAUAUCUGAAUUCAUCAACAGCGGGAAAUUAUCUUCAUUACUGGUAA